Messenger RNA from Oncorhynchus gorbuscha (pink salmon), 1233 nucleotides. It is a transcript of the gene gpr88, whose product is annotated as G protein-coupled receptor 88. Gene Ontology annotation, biological process: G protein-coupled receptor signaling pathway. NCBI's taxonomy places the organism in Eukaryota, Metazoa, Chordata, Actinopteri, Salmoniformes, Salmonidae. The record is from RefSeq and is a predicted model, not a curated record. Gene Ontology annotation, cellular component: membrane. Gene Ontology annotation, molecular function: G protein-coupled receptor activity.
AUGAAAAACCUUUUUUAUUCUUCAAACAUGCCAAACGAAUCGGCGCAACUGAUAGACUGCGAUGUGGGACACAGCAAAAUCAACCUUGCGGCAGUCUAUUCUCUCAUGUGCUUGUCUGGGACAAUUUUAAACCUUUUGGGCGGCUACCUGGUCAAGACAUUUAAGAAACGUCGAACGGCUAGUAAUGCGUUCAUUGUGAACGGCUGAAUAGCCGAACUGUUGGUGUGCGCGAUUUGGAUGCCGCACGAGGCAGUGGAGAUUUCUUCUGGUAGUCCUUUUCCGGCUGGGUACCAAGCCUUCAAAGAUGCGCUCCUAUUACUCGGCAUCACUUCUCUUUUCUCCCAUUCCCUCAUAGCCGUCAAUCGAUACGGUUUGAUUACCAAAUCACCAGCGACGUAUCUGCCCAUCUACCAAAAAAGACACACAUAAUGAAUGCUAAUUGCGUCUUGGCAUUCGGUGCUGGGAUUUCUUCUACCCUGGAUCACGUCUUCGCGGUACCCACAGGAAGGAUGCUCAUAUCUCCCUGCUUCCGCAGCAUCACUGCUCGAUGGAGGGAGGCCCAUUCUCUCUGACCCAUUUGAAGCUGGUACCCUGGUGUUGACUAUUAUUGGUAAGACAAUGGUUGUUUUGUAUUGUUAUUUCUAAAUAUUUCGAAGGGUGCAGAUGAGUAUGAAGAGGGUCAACAUAUUACAUUUUCUUAUCGUGAAUAACCUUCCCUAUUCGCUCGCCAGAAAGGACAAACGUUGGGGGUUCUACGUGUUGGCAGUGUGUUUCAUAUUCAUCCUCACUACAGAGCCCCAUUUCCGGGUGUUAUUAACAGCACUUCUUUUUACCACGGUUCCAUUGGCACUUGGGACAUGUUCAUGGAUUCGUUUCUGCACUAUCUUGGAGUUUAGAAAAUAUUUCAGAUCUGUGCUCAAGGGAGAAUUUUGGAGAGGGUCUGCAGUUGGAGUUGAGCCCAUUACCAUGAAUACAAUAUCUCAGCUUCUCCCAAGACAUUGAACAUAAUCUGAACUGCUAUGACAUUGUUUAUUGUAAGGAUACAGCUGCUACAGUGUUUUAGAAACACUAUAAUGUUACUCUCAAUUGGAAAAUGUUAGUGAUGCUGUUACAGCGUUAUUCUGUAGGUCCAUUAUGGAAUACUGUCACUGGAAGCACACUCAACAAAUUAGUCAAAUAUUUGUAAAAACAUUAUGUAUAACACUAGUUUGUCUAGUUUCAUGUAUUUUUCAA